Messenger RNA from Phytophthora sojae, 2724 nucleotides. RefSeq lists its product as hypothetical. The record is from RefSeq and is a predicted model, not a curated record. Gene Ontology annotation, molecular function: DNA binding; DNA clamp unloader activity. Gene Ontology annotation, cellular component: nucleus. The coding region runs from base 1 to 2724 and encodes 907 amino acids. Lineage: Eukaryota; Oomycota; Peronosporomycetes; Peronosporales; Peronosporaceae. The transcript has a single exon.
AUGGCGUCCCAGGGCCUUUCGUCGUGGCUGAGCGGCCCCAUGGCGGAGGCCGCAGAGGAGGGUGCAGAAGAGCAGGACAAGGCCAAGGCCAGCUCGAGCGACUCGCCACUGGACAUCAGCCUCGCCCAGCUGCGCGCCAAGGAGACCAUCACGAGCAUCAGCCCGGAGAAGCGCUCGCUCGUGGAGGAGAUCGACAGCGAGGCGGACGACACCGAGUUCGACGAGAGGGCGCACUGGGCCAGGCGAGGCAGCAGGAAGAAGGCCAGGGCGUCUCGCAGAGCCGCCAGGGCCGCGGACAAGUCGCAGCCGUCGAUUGCGCUCUUCUGCGUCAAGGAGGCGGCUCCAGCCACGGACUCACAGGAGACGGAAGCCGAGGCGGAUGCAGUCGCCAGUGCCAUUGCAGCCUCCCAAUUGGAGCAGAGUCAGAAGAAGGAGAACAGCAAGAGCAAAGGCAGGAAGAAGUCGAAGAAGGCGGCAGUGCAGAGCUCCGGACUAGAGGCCAACUCGGCCGUGGACGGCAGCAACAAGGACGAAGGUGCCAGUGGUGUCAUGAGCUCUGGACGCCCCAAGCGACAGGCAGUUGUACGCGCUGAGAUCCUCCAGCAGCAGCAGAAGCUGCUCGAUGCCGUUGCAGCGAGGAAAAACGCCGCUGCAUUCUUGACCCCGCCCCCGUCGACGAAAAAGAAGGCGGAGGAAGGCAGCGCCACUACCAGCGGACGCAAACGGAAGCUUGAUAUGAACAAGAAGAAGUCAUCGCCGCCUACAAAGGGCGCACCACCAUCGAGCUCCCCAGGCUCCAGCAAGGCGGCGAAGUCUUUCUUUUUGAGUGAACAGGAGAAGAAGCAGCUGCAGGAGAUCGAAGCUGUGUCGUCGUUCCGUGAGCAGCUCCGGCAGACGCGCGAGAAGGACCUCGCCUUCUUUGCAGGCAAGACGGCGAAUCCAUUCUUCCAGGCGCGAGCUGUCACCAAACGAAGCAGCAGCGCAGAGAACAGCGACGGUGUCGUUGAGCUUCACGAAGAUGGCGAAGGAUCGGAUGCCAAGCCGCGACGUGGAGCUGGAGGGGGUCGCUGGAGCAAGCCAUUGCCGCUUUUUCCUGGAGUGCAGCACGUGCUAUCGGGAUCCUUGGAAGCUGAGGGCAUGGACACUGACGCGCAAGAAGGAUCGAUGCCGCCGAAGAAAGCAGCUCCAGCAGCAGACAGCUCUACCGCAGUAGUCGUAAUCGAGGAUGACGCGGGAGGAGAUAGCAGGCUGCCGUCUGAAGUGAUGGACCACCUGAAAGCGGCCAUGAACGGCCAAAUCACGACGGAGUCUUCGUUUUCCGAGCAGUUUUGGUUCCGUGAAUACUUGGACUCCUCGAGCCUCCCAGCGCCAGUUGUUGAGAUGAUCGAUGUUACCUCACCGAGGCCAGAAGAAAGUGCUGAGACUGCAGCAGCGGAACUAGCUCAGCGAGAGACGUUGCUCGUUGAUGAACUGGUCGAGACCCACGGUUUGCGCGAGAAACGAGUCCGUGAACUUCUUGAAGGACUAGAGCAGGCCAGGGCCAAGCGUUUGGAUCGCGAGCAGAACUUGUCGCUGGUAGACCGGUACUUGCCUGUGAACGCAAGUGGACUGGUUGGCAACCGAGAAUCACUUCAUACUCUGUCGUCGUGGCUGAGUGCGUGGAAAGUCGGUGGUGGCGACCGUGAGAGACUGGACUGCUUUGAAACGGAGCUGUUCACGUUUGAGGACCACGACAGCGAUAGCGAGGACGAGGUCGGUGAUCUGUGUCGCUUGUUUAUUCUGGAGGGCGAGUCGGGCUCUGGUAAAUCUGCUGCAGUUUACGCGUGUGCCGAGGAGCUGGGCUAUGAAAUUAUCGAGAUCAAUGCGGCCCAAAAUCGCUCCGGAAAGAGCAUUGUGGAACUCGCGGGCGAGGCUACGCAGUCCACUCGAGUGUUGCACGUGGGUGGGAAGGAGGACAAGAGCAAGAAGAAGAACAAGAAGAAGCGACGAAGACACUCAGAGGGCCGCAAAAGCUUAGAUAAAUCCUCUGCAGCGUCACUAUCGCUCGUGUUGUUUGAGGACGUGGACCUGGUGUUUGACGAGGACAAGGGCUUCCUCAACGCCGUGUGCUCUAUCGCUAAGCACACGAAGUGCCCGAUUGUCGUAACCUGUGCGCAGCUGCCUGAUGGGUUCCCCGCAAAACCCGGACGGUUGUGCCGCGAGCUUCGGAAACCCUCAAUGGACGAGUUUGCCACCUGGAUGCGGUUGGUGGCCUUCAUUGAAGGACUCCAGCUAGCUCCAGCGUUAAUUGAUGCACUGGGCAAGUUCUUCGAGCGGGAUGUGCGCCGCUCGCUUCAUUUCUUGGAGGCGAAUUUGCCGGUGUCGAAUGCGGAUACAACGACUCAGUGGCGCUGGCAGCAUGACAGCGAACGUCGCAGCGAUGCUAAUGAGGCUCGCCACGUUGACGUACCUGCCUGGACUACUUGGUCGACUGGGUGUUCUUCGUUCGACGCCCUAACGAGCAAUCUGCUGGUAGAGUUGAGCGCUGUCGCUGCAGACGAAAAGAAACCGGAGGGCAAAAGCCGCGAAGAAAAGCAGCAAGACGUCGACGCAAUGGCGGAGCUCGCACAGGUCAUGGAUGCUGCUUCUGUUGCGGAUAUUUGGAUGGCACCAGCGAGGGCUUCCACCAACAGGAACGGGUUUGGCAGCGACGAUAUCGAGGUGAGAGAGGAGUUGGGUAUGUAG